This is a messenger RNA of Emys orbicularis (European pond turtle), 372 nucleotides long. RefSeq names its product Bardet-Biedl syndrome 1 protein homolog. The transcript is spliced from 4 exons. Gene Ontology annotation, molecular function: smoothened binding; patched binding. The record is from RefSeq and is a predicted model, not a curated record. Gene Ontology annotation, cellular component: BBSome; axoneme; centrosome. NCBI's taxonomy places the organism in Eukaryota, Metazoa, Chordata, Testudines, Emydidae. Gene Ontology annotation, biological process: protein localization to cilium; non-motile cilium assembly. The coding region runs from base 1 to 372 and encodes 123 amino acids.
AUGGCAGUAGCUGCUCAGUGCCUGCCCAGGCAUCCUGGGGGGUUAUAUGGGCAGGGGUUCCUGGCCCAAGAUGUACCAGAGAUGGAGAAUUUUGUGAACCUACAUAAGGGACAACCGAUCAAGCGCCAGACUGUCAUCACCUGCAUGAGCAUGCUGAAGAAGAACAUGGCGGAUGAGGACGCGGUCAGCUGCCUGGUGAUUGGGAUGGAAAGCGCCGAUGUCCUCAUCCUGGACCCUGAGGCCUUCACUAUCCUGGCCAAGAUGACGUUGCCGAGCGUGCCAGCCUUCCUGGACGUGAUGGGGCAGUUCGAUGUGGAGUACCGGGUCACGGUGGCCUGCCGGGAUGGGAGCAUCUACAUCCUGCGCAGGUGA